This is a messenger RNA of Closterium sp. Yama58-4, 3274 nucleotides long. NCBI's taxonomy places the organism in Eukaryota, Viridiplantae, Streptophyta, Zygnematophyceae, Desmidiales, Closteriaceae. The record is from the annotation of a GenBank genome assembly.
AUGUGGAGCUUGUUGCGGCUUUAUGCUAGUAAGCGUGUGACCAAUAUAGCGCGUUUAUGUUAUCCCUGUGCUAAUCUCCACGCGCGCGCAUUUCGCUGGUCCGUAGGAUAUCCAGCCUCUCCGCGCAUGGCGACGUAUGCGGGACUGCCGGAUGCCCGCUCCAUCGCCAUCCCCGGUUUAGGAUCAGACGGCGGCUUGCGCCAGCGCGCCCUACCCUCGCCUUGCCGCGCGCGGCCGCGCACCUCUGUGUCACCCCGCCCAGUGGCCGCCAAACCCCGCCGGUCGCUAAAGCCCGCGGCGCAGUCAUCGUGCGCAAACGGAGGAUAUGGGCGCUUGGCGGCCACCGGUGCCGGAAAUCUUUGUAAUUUUCCGGCCUCCAUUAUUCGCCCCACCCUCUCGCCCUCCCAACCUUUUCCCCCCUCCUCUCUCCCCCUCCCCCUCUCGAGCUCUCCCAUGCCUCACGCGUAUACGUUGCGAUCCGGCCUCAUCUUCGUACUCGCGCACCCGCGUUUCUCCCCUCGCCUCCGUGCUUCCCCUCCCCAUCAAUCAACAGGCGCGCCUUGUGGUCAGAGGCGCUCGGAACGAAGGCUGGUGCGACCGAGAGCUGCAGGGGGGAGGGCAGGGGGACCAAGGGCAAGGGGGCGCGCAGGUGCAGGGGAAACGGCGUGGCGGGGGGAGGGCGCGCAUAGGAAGGCAUCAGGAUCAGCGGAUUCGGGUUCUGGGUCGGACAAAGAAACGGGACGAGGGGAACGGUCUAGGGAUGGGGAUGAGAGUGAGGAGAACGCACACGUGGACAAUGCGCUGCACGACCUGCCUGCCAGCUGGCACUGGCUGGCGGGGUGGUGGGCGCGAGUGGGCGUACAGCUGUCGCGGAUGCGCAGCCAAUGGGGCAGGCUGGUGUUUGGGCCUGCUGCAGAGGAGCGCAUCUGGAGCGUGCCGUGGCAGGGAGACACCAUCUUCCAGGUCAUGUUCCUGUGGUUCCUGGCGUUCUGGCUCAUCGGCUCCUGGCUAGUGCCGCUGCUAGCGCAGGCACUAGGGCUGCGCCGAGCAGCCAUGUCACUGCGAGCGCAUGCCCUCUAUAGCCUGCUCACAGACCUGGCAGAGAUGACUGUUGGCAUCGCCAUCCUCAACCGCUGCCUCACGCGCUUCCAGCCCCUCCCACCGCACUGGUUCCCUGUGCACCUGUCGGGGCGCUGGUACCUGCAGGCGCUGCUCGCGUGCUCCUUCUUCCCGUUCGUGCAGCUGCUCUCCAAGCUCAACCUGCAGCUGCUGCCGCUGCCUCUCAAGUUCCAGGCCACCACGCACUUGGAGCAGUCCAUCCAUUCGCAUGACCCCAUUGCCACGCUGCUCUAUGCCAUCGCUGUCGCUGUAUGCGCGCCUGUGUGGGAAGAGGUGGUGUUUCGGGGGUUUCUCCUACCGUCCCUCACACGGUACUUUCCGCUCUGGGCCUCAGUGGUGGUCACCCUUCGCUUCCUCUUCUGCGCGGCCCUCGUCUGCGCGCCUCUCCUCGCGCCCGCCAGCGCCGCGCCGGGCGGGGUGCGGUGGCGCGACGUGGACGUGGGGGAGCUGGGCAUCAUGCCGUCCCCGCUCUUCUCCUUCGACCGCGCGCCCCCCCUCAUCGAAGGGGCACCGCUCCCCCGCCUUGGGGAGAUCGGGGAAGGCGCGGCAGGGGAGGAUGCUGGGGGGGAAGCGGCGGUGACUGCGUGGCUUGCGGAACAAGGGGCGCAGGGCAUUGGGGGACCCGACGCCGCUGUUGGUGUCGAACCUCCCAAGCCUGUCGCGUGUCCUCACCCCUCCCAAGAAUCACCUGUCUCCACCACAGGCGCCACGCUCGUGGCCCAGCAGCCCAUAGCAGCGGCAGCAGCGGCGCUGGUGGUGCCAGCAGCGCUGCAGCAGACAGCGGACGGGCUAGCGGAGGGGGAAGCAAAGCAGCUGCCGUACAACGUGACGCGCAAGGAGAAGCCCUGGACCGCCGCCUCGGUGCUGGCGGCGUGGCUGCUGCGCGAGCGCGCCAAGGGCGGCAAGUCCAAGUGGGCGCCGUUCAUCCGCACCUUGCCGCGCUACGCACCGCUGCCAGCGCUGUUUGACCGCGACGUCGUCGAGCUCUUCGACUACCCGCCCAUGAUGCGCCGGCUGGCGCUGUACCGAGCAGCGUUCGAGGAGGAGUACCUGCGCAGCAAGGCCAAGGCCAUGGCGCGCGCGUCCAAGUCGCACUUCUUCUGGGCGCUCUCCCUCGUGCUCGCGCGCGCGCUGCCCCUGCUGCCCUACACCACCAUGCCGCACGGGCUGCUGCCCUCACAGCUGCCUGCCACCGCUGCCUCGGCGUCGCCUGUGGGCAAGGUGGUGACAGCGGUGCGAGCCAAGGAGAGGGGCGACCACAAGGAACACACUCCCACUGCGCCUGCCGCUGAUGGUGCUGCUGGUGCAGCUGGGGCCACAUCUGAAGCCGGUGCUGGCAGCGCCGGUUCCAGAGAGGAGUUCUGUCCCGCGUCUGCAGGUGCAGGGGAGGGCGCGGCAUCCGCCCAGGGGUGCAGUGCGGUGCAGCAGCAGUGGGUGGGCACGAGUGCGGAGGAGCUGGCGCGCAGCAUGCAGUGGGUGGAGCAGUGGAUGGGUGCCGGCGCAGGGCACGGCCGGCGCAGCCGCUUCAGUGCCCCGCUGCUGCUGCUGGCGCUGCCAGCAGGGUUCAUCCACUCGCAUGAGCCCAAUGUCCAGUUGGAGUGGCAGCACAACACACCACGGGGCGCUCACGGCCCCUCUGACUCCGUGCCACCCGUCACCAUCCGGGCGCUCUCCGCCAUCCGCGCCACCACGCCCCUCGCGCUCAACCUGGGGCCGCUGUCCAACGACGACCUGUGGGCGCUGCACGGCCACCUGCCCGCCUCCAACCCGCACGACCGCGUGCCGCUCUUCCACACGCCCGACUCGCUGCUCGCCUUCCUGCUCUCGCUGCACCCGCUCGCCACGGCAGGGAGCACCACCACCCAUAGCAGCAGCGGUGCGGCGUCACAGUGGUACGACCCUGGGGUGAGCAAGGAGCAGGAGGCGGCGCUGGCAGCGGCGGUGGAGGCAGCAGAGGACGCCGUGCACGCAGAGGUGAUGGCACGCACUGCCAGCAGCACUGGCACGGCAGGCGCGCAGCAGCAGUACCCAGUGGCGCUGUCGCUGUGGGACGAGGUGGAUGGUGGGGCGUACAACGCCGGUGCCGAUGGCCACGUGGAGCCCCGCCUUGUCGCCGCUCUUGCUGCCGUGUGGUUCAAGUGGACGCACUCCCAAG